CACUCAAUUCACAUUUUCAUCAGAUUUUCCCUAUCUCUUAGCAGAGUAAAAAGCGAAAACUUUCAGUCAAAAUGGAGUUUUCAAGGAAGUGUUCUCUUUUUGCUUUUCUAUUGUUUUUUGUGUUACUUUUUUGCAACAAUGAGGUUAAUGCUUCACAUGAAGUAUUUAGGAAGUUACAAUCGUUAAGUACUAAUAUAGUCAGGAACUUAUUUAGGACUGGUUUUCAUUUUCAACCUCCUAGACACUGGAUUAAUGAUCCCACUGGUCCAAUGUAUUACAACGGAAUCUAUCAUCUAUUUUACCAGUACAAUCCAAAAGGAGAAGUAUGGGGUAAUAUUGUUUGGGCUCAUUCUGUAUCCGUUGACUUGGUUAAUUGGAUCAACUUAGAGCCCGCAAUUUAUCCCUCAGAAGCUUUUGAUAAAUACGGUACUUGGUCUGGAUCAACCACUAUUCUUCCGGGUAACAAGCCCGUUAUUCUCUACACUGGAAUAAUAGAUGACGAACAAAGCCAAGUACAAAACUAUGCAAUACCAGCUAACUUGACUGACCCAUUUCUCCGUAAGUGGAUCAAGCCUGAUAACAACCCGUUAGUAGUCGCUGACCAAAGCAUUAAUAAAACCAAAUUUCGUGACCCAACAACGGCUUGGUUAGGCCAAGAUGGGCUUUGGAGAAUGUUGGUUGGCAGCCUUAGAGGCCGGAGAGGAUUAGCACUAUUAUACUGGAGUAGGGACUUCAUGAAAUGGACCAAAGCUAAACACCCAAUUCAUUCAUCUGCUGAUACUGGAAACUGGGAAUGUGUUGAUUUUUUUCCAGUAUCAUUGGAGCAUACAGAUGGUUUGGACACAUCAUCUCAUGGUGAGAAAGUAAAACAUGUUCUUAAAGUUAGUCUUGAUGAUACUAGGUAUGAUUACUACACAAUUGGAACCUAUGACACAAAAAAAGAUAGGUACACUCCGGACGAAACAAUGGUUGAUGGAUGGAAGGGAUUAAGACUGGAUUAUGGUAAUUUUUAUGCAUCAAAGACUUUCUAUGAUCCUAGCAAAAAUCGAAGAAUUUUGAUGGGAUGGGCCAAUGAAUCAGAUGUCGUUCCAACUGAUGCCAUCAAUAAAGGAUGGUCUGGAAUUCAGACAAUUCCUCGUAGAUUAUGGCUUGAUCCUAGUGGCAGACAUUUGGUUCAAUGGCCUGUUGAAGAAUUAGAACACUUGAGAAAGCAAAAGGUCGAGAUAAGAAAUUAUAGAUUGAACAAGGGAGAAAAGGUGGAAGUUGAAGGAAUCACACCUGCACAGGCUGAUGUUGAAGUUACAUUUUCCUUUUCAAGUUUGGAAAAUGCAGAAGAAUUUGAUCCUAGUUGGGCUGAUCUUUAUGCCCAAGAUGUAUGUGGCUUUAGGGGUUCGACGGUUCAAGGUGGACUUGGUCCAUUUGGGCUCCUAACAUUGUCUUCUGAAAACUUGGAAGAGUAUACACCUGUAUUUUUUAGAGUGUUUAAGACCCAAGAUAAAUACAAGGUUCUAAUGUGCUCUGAUGCUUCAAGGUCAAGCGUUAGGAAUCAUAAGAAGAUGUACAAACCCUCAUUUGCAGGAUAUGUUGAUGUAGAUUUAACAAACAAAACAUUGUCGUUAAGGAGUUUGAUUGAUCAUUCUGUAGUAGAAAGUUUUGGUGCUGGUGGAAAGACAGUUAUUACAUCAAGAGUUUAUCCAGCAUUAUCCAUCUAUAACGACACACAUUUGUUUGCUUUCAACAAUGGCACCGAGACAGUCAGAAUUGAGAAUCUUGAUGCCUGGAGCAUGGAUAAAUGCGAUAGAUAAAACUAGUUGUUGGGAGAAAAGAAAAAGCAUAAUUGCCCUCAAAUUUCCUUUCUAUGUUCAUGUUGGUCUUUUCUUUUCUUUGAAGAGCGUGUAUAAUUUGCGACUUCCAGUUAAUUAAGAAUAAAAUAUUCUUCUUUUCUA
Capsicum annuum is the source of this 1946-nucleotide messenger RNA. Its product is annotated as beta-fructofuranosidase, insoluble isoenzyme 1. Gene Ontology annotation, molecular function: hydrolase activity, hydrolyzing O-glycosyl compounds. The record is from RefSeq and is a predicted model, not a curated record. Lineage: Eukaryota; Viridiplantae; Streptophyta; Magnoliopsida; Solanales; Solanaceae. Bases 72 to 1805 code for a protein of 577 amino acids. Gene Ontology annotation, biological process: carbohydrate metabolic process. The transcript has 6 exons.